AAAAUCCACUGAAUUCUAUCCCGUUCUUGAUCACAGCUGCAUCUUUCCACCCACCAAAAUACGGAGAAUCAAAAUCAUUUUGAAAUUCGAAUCCGAAUUUGGUAGAUUUGUUUCAGACUUUGCUAGAGGCAAGCAAUCCGUAGGUUGUGUUUCUGUCUCGGUUUUGGCCUCUCCACUCUUCUCUUCCGUGGCUGGGUGGCUGGCUGGGUUUCACCAUGGAUCCGCCAAUCUCAUGGGACUCCUUGAGAAAGCAGGCAAGGAAGCUUGAAGCUCAACUUGAUGAGCAGAUGCAUUUAUAUCGUAAAUUAGUCAGCACAAAAGUUGACAAUGCCACAGAUAACGAUCUUGAAAUUGGGAUAGAACAACUACUUAAACAGCUCCAACAAGUUAACUCUCACAUGCAAGCUUGGGUCUCAUCUGGAGGAUCUGAAAUAUUUUCACAUACAUUAACUCGCCAUCAAGAAAUCCUUCAGGAUCUUUCUCAGGAAUUUAACCGUCUCCGUUCUAGCUAUAGAGCUAAAAAAGAGCAUGCGUCAUUGCUUGAUGAUUUUAGGGAAUUUGAUCGCACUAGAUUAGAUCUGGAAGAUGAUGGUGGCUCUUACGAUCAAGCACUCCUUAAUGAGCGUGCUUCUUUACACAGGAGCACUGGGCAGAUGGAUGGUGUGAUUUCUCACGUGCAAGAAACUUUUAAGGCACUUGUGUAUCAACGGUCAACUUUUGGCGGCAUUAAUUCAAAGCUUAGUAAUGUCAGUAGUCGGCUUCCAACGGUUAACCAAAUUCUUUCGGGAAUAAAGAAGAGAAAAUCAAUGGAUACUAUCAUUCUUUCACUGGUCGCUUCAGCAUGUGUGUUUCUCAUCCUCAUUUACUGGUUGACAAAAUGAAAAAAAAGGUACCAUGUGUUUUUCUCCAGGUCCCCGUGUGUGAGCUUGAUCUUGCUCCAUUAUAUUCUUUUGUAUAUUACCUAUAAGGCCACAAGUUUAUAAUUUUUUGCAUUUUUGACAGACGGAAUCUUGAUUUGAUUUGUAUGUGCACAUUAUGUUGCUCAUGUCCACAAAUUCAGCAAACUUAGGUUUGAGAAACUCUGCAUCUUGCAAGAUUAGAAACCUCAAAAUCAGAGAAGUCAUUGCGUCGAGAAGACGUUGAGCUGCUGGUUUGAUUUGUAUUUUUUCAAAAAAAAAUGAAAAAAAAAGAAGAUGAUUCUGAUUUUAGAACAAAUUUAUGAAAAUCACUAGAAUCAGGUGCUGUAGGUGGUUGAUUUCGAAUAUUCUCAUUGUAGUAGAACCAUGUAGGACAAAAACUCAUUUUGGGAAAAUGCAGACCAAAUAGACUAAGGAUCCGUUU
Messenger RNA from Cuscuta campestris, 1341 nucleotides. NCBI's taxonomy places the organism in Eukaryota, Viridiplantae, Streptophyta, Magnoliopsida, Solanales, Convolvulaceae. The record is from the annotation of a GenBank genome assembly.